This is a messenger RNA of Vitis riparia (riverbank grape), 1348 nucleotides long. RefSeq lists its product as uncharacterized. The transcript has 7 exons. Bases 115 to 960 code for a protein of 281 amino acids. NCBI's taxonomy places the organism in Eukaryota, Viridiplantae, Streptophyta, Magnoliopsida, Vitales, Vitaceae. The record is from RefSeq and is a predicted model, not a curated record.
AUGUUUCAAAUCUUCGAUAUCACAUCCAUAUUCGAUGAAACAAUGAUAUUCCCUCAAUACCCGUCUCUGAAUUAUCACAAAUUCACGAUCCUUGUAUGAUCAAACGGCUUGCGAAUGAAUUUUUUAAUUAAACAACAAAGAGUUGUGAUACAGAACCAACAUGGUGAGAAGCUUGUGGGCAUAUCCCAUGAAACAGGCUCCAAGGAGCUUGUGAUCUUAUGCCAUGGAUUUCGAUCCUCGAAGGAGCGCAUUCCUAUGGUGAACCUUGCUGCUGCUUUGGGAAAAGAAGGAAUCAGUGCCUUCCGCUUUGACUUUGCAGGAAACGGGGAAAGUGAAGGUUCAUUUCAGUAUGGUAACUACCGUAGGGAAGCUGGUGAUUUACGUGCUGUAGUACAACACUUUUAUGGGGAAAAACGUGUAAUUAUUGCACUUGUUGGACAUAGUAAAGGAGGAAAUGUGGUGCUGUUGUAUGCUUCAAAAUAUAAUGAUGUCCAUACCAUUGUGAACAUUUCUGGCCGCUUUUAUCUGGAGAGAGGCAUUAAAGGUCGUUUAGGUCAAGAUUUUUUACAAAGAAUCAAGCAAAAUGGAUUUAUUGAUGUUAAGAAUAAAGGGGGGAAGUUUCAGUAUCGUGUGACUGAAGAAAGUUUGAUGGACCGUCUAACUACGGAUACUCAUGCAACAUGCCUCUUGAUUCAAAAGGAUUGCAGAGUGUUUACGGUUCAUGGUUCCUGUGAUGAAAUGGUGCCAGUGGAAGAUGCUUUGGCGUUCGCCAAGAUCAUACCCAAUCACAAGCUACACAUUAUAGAAGGGGCUGAUCAUGAGUUCACUUCACACCAAGAUGAAUUAGCUUCAGUUGUCCUGGACUUUGUAAGAUCAUAUCCACCCUGCAGCAAAGGUAUAUCUGAGCAGUUACCACAAUCAUGCAUAAGAGCAGAUAAUUCUACCCGUUCGCGUCUCUGAUUGUCAGCCUGCAGAUUGAAGAAGCAACUGAGCGAUGAUGACGAAAUCAGAACUAAAUUGUUUGGGGUCAUAGACCUGAUAUUGCAAAUUGAGCUCUUCUAAUUCCACCCAUAUGGAGAAACAAGUUUGGCUCUCUUCUACCUAUAACAUGAUUAUUGAUUCAUAGGCUAUUGUUGAGAUUAUAAGAUAACAAAAGUUUAUAGUUACUGGAGAGCUUCUGUAUGGUUUCUUACAUUUAACUCAACAAGGAAACUGACUCCUGUAUUUAAUUAAUUUUAUGUAAUUUCCAUGCAAUGGAAAUCCAAUUUGUUGGUUAAAACUGUAUGUGGAUGAGAACUGAUUUGUUAAAUUAUACCUGUUGAGGUGUAACAAUGCCUUUUUUAAGUCA